CUGGCGCUGGCGCUGCUGGCUGGUAUCCACCGUACUGGGAAUAGUCCUGCGCCACAGACAUGUUGUUGAUGCCCUGGGUCACUUGAUCGACCCCAAAUUGGACCAGUGGCGACACGGCGGCUGGCGAAAAGUACGCAGGACCCGCGCCAGCGGUCGCGGGGUGUUGCGCGCUGACGGGCGAUGCACCCGGCGCUGGGCCACCGCCCAUCUGGUACUGCGCCGGGGCGUACACUCUUCUUUUGCCCGAGCGGGCUUGGGCCUGUGCUGGAGUUUCUGACAUGGAGAGUGGUGUGUCAGGAGCAAUUGGGUUGUGGGGGAAAAAGAGGUGGGCGCUUAAAAAGCGGCGUGUCUUGUUCUGAACAGCUCAUGCGUUGGAGAUCGAGAUUCCGCGCACGACCACCUGGACCGAGGAGUGAGUGGCGGUGCAGGCUAAAUGGAAUGUGUGGGGCUGAUGUGGCGCAUGAGACAUUGUUACCGGAAAAAACACGUAUAUGGCUCAGGCAUUGCGUGUGUGGCUACAGAUAUAACAUCCUACUCAUGUUUAUGAAUCACAGAUACGGGUAUGCCGUGGGCUACAUAUCACACGGCCACUUGAGUAUAUAGGAGCUCCAUACACAUACAAGUAUAUGUUUAAGCUUCAUGGCAUAAGUUGUAUAGCUGCUUGUUCUACUGUAUUUGGAUAUGAUUGAUAUUUCCAUUGCAUGUGCAGUAUUUACCACUAACUGUCUACACUGGAAUUGGUGAAACAGCAGCAGUUUUUCGG
Molecule: messenger RNA, 763 nt
Organism: Babjeviella inositovora NRRL Y-12698
Lineage: Eukaryota; Fungi; Ascomycota; Pichiomycetes; Serinales
Exons: 1
Coding region: 181-603 (140 amino acids)
Source: RefSeq, a predicted model, not a curated record